AUCACCAUCGCUCAAGGAGCUUGAUUCCAUUAUUAUGCCACCCCGUACCACCAGAUCUAACAAAUCUAACAAAUCUAAAUCUACGAUCUUGUCUUCUCUUCCUGUUGUUUCUACUCUUUUCCUCGUGUCUCAAUCCCUGCCUAUGAAAAUCUUCGGCUUCCCCCACAUGAAAUAAAGCUUAAAUCGAGGUGGUCGUGUGUGUACAUAAGACUCGGCCAUAACUUACAUCUUUCAUUGGAUACAAGGCCUCGUCCUCUACGGUACACAGAACUAAGACAAAGCUAUAGACUAUUCUGUCACCAUGUCGGACUCAAGCAGCAGUCGACGGACAAGUCGCAACUACGAUACAGGCUUUCCGGAUGCAUUCGCUGAAUAUACCACUUCUCUGCGUCAUCCAGAAGCAAACGUUAGUCCAGGGGCUUGUAUUUCAGCCGAGGAUAUUGAUCCGUCGAAAACACUACACCGGACGCAUAGGUCCUUCCUAGCGAAGCAUAAGCGUACCAUCGCUCACGGUAGAAUCGGUCAGAACACGAGCCAAAAACACUCGAACAGUUCGGUCGUGAUCCUUCCCACAGCUGACAGUGCUGUUGACGUAGGUGACCUGAAACGUACAGGCACGAACGGAAGCAUUGGACAUUCAUCUAAGGAUGGGGCUGAGAGCAUCGAUCGCAUGGAGGUAUCUACUAACGGGGAUAGCUCUCCGUCCUCCCCUACAGACGAACAUGACCUCGCUGACGAUGGGCGGCAAAGAAACAAGCUCUUCCGAAAAUGGCGCGUUCAGAAGGACUAAGGGAAUUGGGGCGGACGGUCGACGAUAGACUGCGACAAUUAUUGAAUCACGGGUAAAGAGUCGGUAUCAGAUCAGCUGUUAGGAGCCAGGGAUAUUAGGUAGGUAACUAGUAAUUUGCGACUUGGGAGACUUGGGGGCUCGACGCCGAGGGGCUUGGUUCAAACUUUGGUUCUCAGCAUGGAGUAUGGUUCAUGGCGGAGUUUGAAGGGUUUGAUAAAAUAAUCAAUUAGAAGAGAGUUUGGGAAUAAGUACGACCUUGGCUGCAUAUCACCUAGGAGAUGCCGGCAAGGUUGAAAAUACCUAACAUCCAGAUUGCUUAAGCUACAUGUAGUUAUGUACCUAGGUACAUUUCUGAAUAUGGUUUACGUCCUUUCAGAAGGUACCGUCACAAUACAUGUUUAAUACAUGUUUAAUCUCUCUUUCCUCUUUCCUUCUUUUAAACACUACUGAAUCCUAUAUUUAU
Molecule: messenger RNA, 1253 nt
Organism: Daldinia decipiens
Lineage: Eukaryota; Fungi; Ascomycota; Sordariomycetes; Xylariales; Hypoxylaceae
Exons: 1
Coding region: 302-790 (162 amino acids)
Source: RefSeq, a predicted model, not a curated record